This is a messenger RNA of Thalassophryne amazonica, 878 nucleotides long. RefSeq names its product ribosomal protein S19 binding protein 1 (gene rps19bp1). The transcript has 4 exons. The record is from RefSeq and is a predicted model, not a curated record. Gene Ontology annotation, cellular component: nucleolus. Lineage: Eukaryota; Metazoa; Chordata; Actinopteri; Batrachoidiformes; Batrachoididae. Gene Ontology annotation, molecular function: enzyme binding. The coding region runs from base 104 to 574 and encodes 156 amino acids.
UUAAGCUCAUAAACUCAUAGCUAAGCGUACUUGAUAGCCACAUGUUUCUGGUGCGUUAUUACACUUAAAGAUUUCAGCAAAACAAAGUGUUAUAUGAUUUAGGAUGUCUGCGUCGUUACUCAGAAGAGGACUGGAGCUGCUAAGCGGUGAUGUGACAGAUAAUGUGAAAAGGAAGAAGAAACAGAUGCCAGGUUCAGCUACUGUCAUGGAGCUGGUGAGCAGCAAUCGGCAGGGAGUCAAAAAGCAGGUCAAACGUCUGCAGGGUCGCCUGGGUUCUGGGAAGAGCAAAGCCACAGUCAAAAACAGGAGGAUCCGGUCUGCUGUGGAGGAGUUCAGAAGGAAGCAGAAGAAGAGCCACCUGAGCGCCAACCUCAAAUACUUGACGGGUACAAGCUACAAAGCUAGCGACUCUGAAACGCUGAAGAUCCAGAACCAGAACACGGGCAGGCAGUCCAGGAGUCGUGUCGAUAAAAUCACUAAAAAAUCCAAGGAGCCGCAGUCUUUGUUCACAGAGGAGGAGUUCCAGCAGUUCCAGAAGGAGUACUUUGGCAGAUUAAUAGAGAAGAAGAAGUAAAGUGCAUCCAGAAGCUCCACCGUCAGUAACGGGGCUGCAGCUUGACCCUCUGAAGAAACCACAGAGUCAGACUGUUCGUUAAAGUUCUUUCUAUUCAGAGUCUCAGCAGUCGAACGUGAACCUGUUAUCGUUCAGAGGCUGCAGGCUGGUCGGCUGCAGAGGAUUUUAUUACUACAGGUUUCAUUCCAGUGGAAAUCUCACCUCUGAUUCAGUUGUCUGUGCUUCAGAAACCUGCUUCAAGGUUCAAACUGUUGUGUAGUUUAAAAGUCUGGAGGAUUCAGAAGAGAUACCUGACAGGUGGCAA